AUGAGUUGGUUCAAGCAGUGAGUGCUAUUGCUUCCUUAUAAAUACAUGUCAUUCCUCUCCCUAAGAAUCACACACAACACAACAGAACACAGUACAACAACAAACAUUUUCUUCAAUCUCAUUUAGAAUAUUGAUCAUGGCUGUUUUCACAUUCGAGGAUCAAACCACUUCUCCCGUGGCUCCUUCUAUCCUUUACAAGGCUCUUGUCAAAGACGCCGACAACAUCGUCCCAAAGGCUGUUGAUUCUUUCAAGAGUGUUGAAAUCGUUGAAGGCAACGGAGGCCCCGGAACCAUCAAGAAGAUCUCUUUCCUUGAGGAUGGAGAGACAAAGUUUGUGUUGCACAAAAUAGAAGGAAUAGACGAGGCUAACUUGGGAUACAGCUACAGCAUAGUUGGAGGUGCUGCUUUGCCAAACACUGCAGAAAAGAUCACCAUCGACACCAUACUGAGUGAUGGCCCCAACGGAGGCUCAGUCGUAAAGCUGAGCAUAAAGUAUCACAGCAAAGGAGAUGCUUCACCCAAUGAAGAUGAGCUCAAAGCUGGUAAAGCCAAGAGUGAUGCUCUUUUCAAGGUCAUUGAGGCUUACCUUUUGGCCAAUGCUUGAAUUCUUCCAAGUUAUCAGCAAGGACCUUAUGAUAUUACAUACUGAGUUUUAUUGUGUGGAGUGUAUGCUUUAAGUUAAGUUCGUUUAUAAUGUAAGAUUGUUUUUCUUAUUUGCUUUGGCCUCUCACAGCGAGAGCUGAUAUCUUUGUAUAUCUCUCUUCAUCUAUGAAUUAUAAUAAAGGAAUGCAUAUUUGCAUAUAAGUUUGAAGUUGUUGUUUGUCUUAAAGAAUGAAUUGGAUGAGAAGAAAGUUGAUA
Molecule: messenger RNA, 858 nt
Organism: Vigna radiata var. radiata (mung bean)
Lineage: Eukaryota; Viridiplantae; Streptophyta; Magnoliopsida; Fabales; Fabaceae
Product: pathogenesis-related protein 2-like
Exons: 2
Coding region: 137-604 (155 amino acids)
Biological process (GO): abscisic acid-activated signaling pathway; defense response
Cellular component (GO): nucleus; cytoplasm
Molecular function (GO): signaling receptor activity; abscisic acid binding; protein phosphatase inhibitor activity
Source: RefSeq, a predicted model, not a curated record